GGCGGCGCCUCCUAAGCAUUAACCGUUAGGCGGACGGAGUGGGCGCGGUGCUCCGUCCUGUCCGUUGUGGCCUCCUGCGGGAGCGCGCGUGCACGCUCGCGCCUCGCCCUCCUUCUUCUCUCUCUUUGUGUCCUUACCUGUCUCGGGCCGGUCUCGUCAUGGAAGCGCAGAAAGAAGCUCUGCAGAGGAUUAUUUCCACCCUGGCACACAAAAAUGAUGAAAUCCAAAACUUCAUUGAAACACUAAAUCACACAUUGAAAGGUGUCCAGGCUAAUGCUUCUGGUGUAAUUGGUGAGCUGGAUGAGGAGUUUGAUGGUUUGUAUUCAAUACUAGAUGAGAUGAAGGAGAGCAUGACUACCAGUAUCAAACAAGCAGAGGCUCAUAAAACUCAAGAACUUCAGAGUCAACUUAGUCAAUGUAGUAAAGCCCUUGAGAACUCUGAAGAAUUGCUAGAAUUCGCUACACGGUCACUGGACAUAAAGGACACUGAGGACUUUUCAAAGGCUGCCAGACAGAUCAAAGAUAGAGUUACAAUGGCUCCAGCAUUUCGUCUCUCUUUGAAACCCAAAGUGAGUGACAACAUGACACACUUGAUGGUGGACUUCUCUCAGGAAAGGCAAAUGCUCCAAGCUCUCAAGUUCUUGCCAGUUCCUAGAGCUCCAGAAAUAAUUCUAGAAGAUUGUCUUGUAGCUGACAACUCUGUAACAAUAUCAUGGCAAAUGCCAGAAGAAGACAACAAAAUUGAUCACUAUAUACUAGAAUACAGAAAAACCAAUUUUGAUGGACUUCCUCGAGUAAAAGAUGAGAGGUGCUGGGAGUCCAUAGACUACAUUAAGGGCACAGAAUACACAUUAUCAGGUCUGAGGUUUGAUUCAAAGUACAUGAACUUCCGUGUCAGAGCUUGCAACAAGGCUGUGGCAGGAGACUAUUCUGACCCGGUGACUUUAGAGACCAAAGCUCUUAUUUUCAAUCUGGACGGUUCCUCAUCUCAUAUUAACUUGAAAGUUGAAGAUUCCUACGUUGAAUGGGAUUCUACAGGAGGCAAAGGCCAGGAGAACAAAAUAAAAGGAAAAGAGAACAAAGGCAGUGGCCAGAUUACCCUCCUGAAGAACAAUACAAGAAGUGGAACUCCAUCUCCAAAACGGUCAUCUGUUAGUUCACGCUCUCCAUUGAUAAGAGGCAGCAGAGAUCGGUUUACUGGGGAAUCGUAUACAGUCCUGGGAGACACUGCUAUUGAGAGUGGACAGCACUACUGGGAAGUGAAAGCCCAGAAAGACUGUAAAUCCUAUAGCAUGGGAGUGACGUAUAAAAAUUUGGGGAAAUUUGACCAGCUGGGCAAAACUAAUACAAGCUGGUGUGUGCACAUCAAUAACUGGCUUCAGACAACUUUUGCAGCCAAACACAAUAAUAAAGCAAAGGUACUAGAUGUUGUAGUUCCAGACAGGAUAGGAGUCUACUGUGACUUUGAUGGAGGUCAGCUUUCAUUCUAUAAUGCAAGCUCAAAGCAACUGUUGUAUACCUUCAAAACAAAAUUUACCCAACCACUAUUACCAGGCUUCAUGGUCUGGUGUGGUGGUCUCACAGUGACAACAGGACUGCAGGUGCCAACAGCUGUGAAAACGCUACAGAAGAGUGAAAAUGGAUUGAGUGGUUCAGCUAGUAGCCUAACCAAUGUCGCCCAGUGAUGUUGCUGCUAUAGGUUAACUAAUGUUUUGCUGCAAGUGAAAUUAAGGAGAGCUUGCAAGCAAUGGUUUUAUGUGUUCCUGCUGCUUCUAAAGCCUGAGCACUAAUUUGUGCAGAAUACUUGGGCCUGAGUGGAAUAUUGGCAGGAGCAUACUGUGACAGUGUAAUAGGAAAUAGACUGAUCUUUUUUUAAAAAAAGAAAAGAAAAAAAGAGGGGCAUAGAGGUAACUACAAGUAUGUGACUAUUUCUAUUAGACUGAACUUGAUUACUUGUGGCUGCUUCAUCUUUUCAGUAUGAUAAGGAUAAGUAUGAUCUUAGUCUAAAAUCUGCAUUGCUUUCCUUCUCUUGUCAAUUUCUAGCACUUGUCCCUUUGACCUUGACAAAAAGUAGAUAAACUGGGGAUCCUACACAAAAGCUUUAAAAAUGAGAACCUUCUGGACCCAAUUUGAACCUACAGAUUUUGACAGAGUGGGGAAAGAUACAUAUACUUACAUUUGGUCACUGUUCUUUCAUUCAGGGUAGAUAGUAUACCAUCAGGCAUCAUGGCUUACUUUAACAAGGUUUACCAAGUCUGUGUAGAUAAUGCAUUCUAAACCUAUUUUGGGUGCUGUGUCAACAAGCCAUGCAGAAUAUGAAAUGGGUUAUCACCUGGUUAUGAAAGAUUAUAGUAUUGCUGACCAGUUUAGCACAGGAAAGUUUUGAAGUAUUUCUGCUUCUCCCCCCC
Messenger RNA from Gekko japonicus, 2408 nucleotides. RefSeq names its product fibronectin type III and SPRY domain containing 1-like (gene FSD1L). NCBI's taxonomy places the organism in Eukaryota, Metazoa, Chordata, Lepidosauria, Squamata, Gekkonidae. The record is from RefSeq and is a predicted model, not a curated record. Gene Ontology annotation, molecular function: protein binding. The coding region runs from base 159 to 1685 and encodes 508 amino acids. The transcript is spliced from 14 exons.